AUGGUCGUGGACGGAUCGAUCCCAAAGUGCCUUCGUGCGUGUGAGUAUUGCCGCACCAAAAAAAUCAAAUGUGAUGGCAAACAACCAUGCAAGAAUUGCGAGCUCCACGGCGAACGCUGCUUUGUUGCGCCAACUAGCCGGAAGGGAGUGCGGGAAAAGCACCGACUGCUUCAAGAACGACUUUCGAAGGCAGAAGCUAUGCUCGCUGCUGCAGGCAUCGAUUUAAACGCCCAGAAUACCGGCAUGAACUUGGUGCAAAAGGCUGACAAUGCCUCUACCAUUCCAACCUCAGCCCAUCCACCAAAUUUCCCAGCCGGGAGUCGAUUUGAAGGUUCAGCCCCGAGGGCAGAGCCUCUUCCAGGUAGGGUAGAUGACAAUCUAGAGCAAGUCCCUAGGGGUACUGGCAUCAUCGAAUUGGCAUCAAACAUCCGAUCGGCAGACUCGAGAUACCUUACGCAAAGCGUAGAGACUAGCGAAACCAACCAAACGCUUGUGAGCAGCCAGUUCGAAUAUCAAAACAGUGUGCCGGCCUAUAUCUCGGCCACACAGGCUUCCUUGCCGUCAGAGGACCAUAUGAGUCACGAUGAGGACGAAACAGAUAGGGCUCCAAAGAUGGAGAUUUCCCAGUCGACGGAGACUGGUGCUUUAGAAUACCAUGGUGAGGCAUCUUACCUCUCGAUUUGCUCGCAAGCCGGCGCGAAUUGGGCUUCAAGCAGCCUUGGCCUAUCGGACUUUACAUCUAGCGCCAUGUCCCUGCGUUCCUUCGUUUCGGGAAGGCUCAAAUUGCAAACAGAGCUGUCUAGUACCAGAGCCCCUGAGCCGGACGCUCCUACAGCUUGGAAAUAUGCGAAAGGGUUUUUUGAGGAAUGCUUGGAAAUUCCCUGCGUACCCGUUCAACGCGAGAUUUUCAACUCAUACCUACGUGCGUUCUUCAAAAAUCACCAGAGACAGAGCGAGAAUCCAGCAUGGUAUGCGUUAAGACAUGUCAUCUACGCUUUUGGGGCUCGAAUAGUACACUAUAGCAAGCCGUCGGAGAAUGCAUGGAUUGAGGCCCAGCGGAUCUCCUGGAGGUAUUUCGAAAACGCUUUAUCUGUACACACACAACUCAUCUACUGUUGUUCGCAACUGCAGGCUGUUGAAAGCCUACUCCUUAUGGCUCUGUUCGCUGAAGGUAUCGGGAACCCCAAGUUAGAAUACAUGCUUAUCAGCAACGCCACCCGGUUGGCGCAGUCCAAAGGACUCCAUUUAGACAUCUCAGAACCUGACAGACCACAGGGUAAGGAGCAAGAAUAUCGAAGUGUGCUGUUCUGGUCAAUUUAUUGCUACGAAAAGCACAAUUCGUCUUGCUCAGAUCGGGCGUCUGCAAUCGAUGACGAUAACAUUAGCUGUCCCUACCCGUCCAGGCCGCUUCACGGAUCAAAGACCAAUCUCGAGAUCUUCUUACAAAUCAUCGAGCUGGCUCGAAUCAAAUCUGCAGUAUCGAAGCAGCUGCUAAGCGUGAGUGCGAGGCGUCAGUCGCAAGCCACUCGUUUAGAAUUAAAGAAGACACUUGAGACACGCCUGCAGAAAUGGCGAAGCCAACUUCCGGCCAAAUUACGGUUCGAACCAGUCUGUACUUCAGACCAAUCAGCUCCAGAAGUACGCAAGGAGCUGACCUUGUACUAUCACUUGGCGUACCAUGCGUUGCUCAUCACCAUCAAUGAUGCUAUGGGCAAUCCCUGGGACAAGGAAACUUCGAAGGGAUGCCCAGAACGCUGUCAGGUGGCCCUGGCACCACCAGAUAACAUCAAGCAUCGAGUUGCGGAGGCAUCGAGAGAAAUCAUCCGCAGCUUGAGGCACGUCCCAAUUGACUCUGCAGCUCCAACCUGGUUGACUGUACUCUACCCAAUUCUCGGCAUGAUCCACCUUUUUAUUCACAUUGUGACUUAUCCCAGUCUGCCGUCUGUGGCAUCAGACAUCCAGCUCAUUGAUAUGGCCGCCAGCUACUUCGGCCAUUUGGACUAUUCGACUGGUUCUUCGUUUGCUCUUGGUUUUAUCCGAGAUCUUGUGCACUGGGCACGAGUCCGUACAACGAGCGCCAGCGCUGACAAGUCCAAUAUUGCCAAGCCUGUAACACGGCCGGUAUCCCCGAUUACGAAUGCCCUCAAUUUUCUUCCUGCAGGCAUGGAUGAGUUCUUCUCGAACCAGAGUUGGAUUUCAGAUACUUCCAAUGCCCCUCCAGCUGAUUGGGAAAAUUUGAUCUCCUCGUUGCCACAAGUGUCAGCCAUGCCCUGGAAUGAUGACUGCAACAUCAUCUUUGAGCGGUGAUUCAAGAGCUGGAUGGCCGCACAGAUCGAAAACCACGUCUGUUCCACCGCCGCAGCCGAGUACGCAGGUCAGCUAGAAGCCGUAAGAGGGAACAAAGAUAUCUGCGCAAUCUUGCCUCUGAACUUUGGUCGAGCCUAGCCCCGGGAUCGACAGUCAUAUCAAAGCCGAUAAUAAGGAUGUUGUCGGCCUAGCCUAGGAUUUCUUCGGACAUGCCAGGAACGAAGACUUCUUAGAGCUUAGGAUAAUUAAAGGAGCCCAGGAAGGCAUUGCUAACUUAUCACCAAACACCAACAUAUGAUACAGAACGCCGCAGACUACGCGAUUGAUGAAUCCAUGACCAUGUGCGGUGGCGUGGUAGGCCGAGCUAGAUAGCUAGGUAGCGACGUAUCGCGUUGCGCCUCUCCCAAGGAAGCAAUCAAAUCUGCGAAAAAUCAUGCUACGAUCUAGGAUUCUGG
This is a messenger RNA of Exophiala oligosperma, 2762 nucleotides long. RefSeq lists its product as uncharacterized. The transcript has 10 exons. Gene Ontology annotation, biological process: DNA-templated transcription; regulation of DNA-templated transcription. Gene Ontology annotation, molecular function: DNA binding; DNA-binding transcription factor activity, RNA polymerase II-specific; zinc ion binding. Lineage: Eukaryota; Fungi; Ascomycota; Eurotiomycetes; Chaetothyriales; Herpotrichiellaceae. Bases 1 to 2307 code for a protein of 768 amino acids. The record is from RefSeq and is a predicted model, not a curated record.